This is a messenger RNA of Populus nigra (black poplar), 1714 nucleotides long. RefSeq names its product ATP-citrate synthase alpha chain protein 2. Lineage: Eukaryota; Viridiplantae; Streptophyta; Magnoliopsida; Malpighiales; Salicaceae. Gene Ontology annotation, molecular function: succinate-CoA ligase (ADP-forming) activity. The record is from RefSeq and is a predicted model, not a curated record. The transcript is spliced from 12 exons. Gene Ontology annotation, biological process: tricarboxylic acid cycle; succinyl-CoA metabolic process. Gene Ontology annotation, cellular component: succinate-CoA ligase complex. Bases 224 to 1495 code for a protein of 423 amino acids.
UACAAAAUGAAAAACGGAAACCUCGUUUUACCUUGGAGUUACUGUUAGAAUAGAAAUAAAAGAAACUGAGAUUUGCAACUAUAAAUAGCAGCUUGUGCUUCUUACCAAAGGCGCACUUGGCAGAGAUUCAAAGCCUUGGCUACUGUUGUUUCUGUCUUCUCUCCAGUUCCUUCCUACCCCAUUGAGUUGAUUUGAAGGGUAAGGAAAAGAAAAGAGAUUUUGAAUGGCGCGCAAGAAGAUCAGAGAGUACGACUCUAAGAGAUUGUUGAAGGAGCAUUUCAAGAGGCUUUCUGGACGCGAUUUGCCCAUCAAAUCUGCUCAAGUGACGGAAUCGACUGAUUUCAAUGAGUUAGCAGAGAAAGAACCGUGGCUGUCAUCAGCAAAACUGGUUGUAAAACCUGACAUGCUGUUUGGGAAACGUGGGAAGAGUGGCCUUGUUGCUUUAAAUCUGGAUCUGGAUCAAGUUGCUGAUUUUGUCCAACAACGUCUUGGCAAAGAGGUCGAAAUGGGCGGAUGCAAAGGACCUAUAACGACAUUCAUCAUUGAACCCUUUAUCCCCCACGACCAAGAGUUCUAUCUAAACAUCGUCUCGGAGAGACUUGGGUGCAGCAUCAGCUUUUCCGAAUGCGGAGGGAUUGAAAUUGAAGAGAAUUGGGAUAAAGUUAAAACUAUAUUUGUUCCAACAGGGGCAACGUUUACGUCUGAAGUUUGUGCUCCACUUGUUGCGACCAUUCCUUUGGAGAUAAAAGGAGAGAUUGAGGAGUUCAUUCAAUCGGCUUUUGCUCUUUUUCAAGAUCUUGACUUCACUUUCCUAGAGAUGAAUCCUUUCACCUUGGUUGAUGGAAAGCCCUAUCCUUUGGAUAUGAGAGGCGAGCUGGACGACACUGCGGCAUUUAAAAACUUCAAAAAGUGGGGGAACAUUGAAUUUCCAAUGCCAUUUGGAAGAGUUAUGAGCUCUACAGAAAGCUUUGUUCAUGGCCUAGAUGAAAAGACAAGUGCAUCUUUGAAAUUCACGGUAUUGAAUCCAGAGGGGCGAAUUUGGACUAUGGUGGCUGGAGGAGGUGCAAGUGUCAUCUAUGCUGAUACGGUCGGAGAUCUUGGCUAUGCUUCUGAACUUGGGAACUAUGCAGAAUAUAGUGGAGCCCCCAAUGAAGAUGAGGUGUUGCAGUAUGCCAGAGUUGUAAUUGAUUGUGCAACUUCUAAUCCUGAUGGCCACAAGAGAGCCCUUGUAAUUGGAGGAGGAAUUGCUAACUUUACUGAUGUUGCUGCUACAUUUAAUGGCAUAAUUCGAGCCCUGAAGGAGAAGGAAUCGAAGCUGAAAGCAGCAAGGAUGAAUAUAUAUGUGAGGAGAGGAGGUCCUAAUUACCAGAGGGGCCUUGCGAAAAUGAGGGCACUUGGAGAGGAAAUUGGAAUCCCAAUUGAGGUCUAUGGCCCGGAAGCAACAAUGACUGGCAUAUGCAAACAGGCAAUCGAGUGCAUCACUGCAGCUGCAUAAGUUAAUCAACUCUGGGAAUCAAUUUGUUUUCUGCCGGCAGUUUCUUGCUCCAAGUUUCUAGUUUUCAUUAGAUCUUAACACUAUUUUCUUUCUACUAAAUCCCUCUAUAUAAAGGUAGCUAUAGCAGACCAGAUAAGGCUUUGCCAAAAUGAAAAUGUAAUCUCUGACCUGAUGGUGAAUGCUGUUUCCAUAAUAAAGAGCUGCUUAUUUCUCUGUUUA